UCACAUGCUGAGCUCGGCGCGCGCGCAAACACACACACACACACACACACACACGAUUGUAUAUAAGUGAACUUUUUAAUAGCGGUUUAUUUUUAAUAAUAAAUCCUCUCAGCACACACACACACACACACACACACGCACCCCGGAGCGGACAUGGCGGAGGAAGAGCAGUGUGUUGACUUUCUGCUCGCUUGUCUGAAUAAAGCAACAGAUCCCGAGAACCCGUCAGAGAGAUGGGACUGCAUGCAGGAGUUCUACCAACAUGUUAACACACACCCCAACGGGCCCCAGAUUGCGACGCGACUCUUGGCUCAUAAGAUCCAGUCUCCUCAGGAGAAGGAAGCUCUUCAGGCUCUCACUUUGUUGGAGGUGUGUAUGAAUAAUUGUGGGAAACGUUUCCACAGUGAAGCGGCAAAGUUCAGAUUCCUGAAUGAACUCAUUAAAGUUCUGUCUCCAAAGUAUCUGGGUGUGUGGAGCACAGAGCAGGUGAAGCAGAGAGUGACGGAGGUUUUCUACAGCUGGACUCAGUGGUUAAAGGAUGAGCCGAAGGUGCAGGAGGCGUACAGCAUGCUAAAGAAACAAGGAAUAGUGAAAAAAGAUCCCAAACUUCCUGACACUAUCGCAAUGCCUCCACCGUCUCCACGACAGGAAGUGUCUGUGUUUGAUAAUGAUGAUAAAUCAAAGCUGUUGUCACGGUUACUGAAGAGCGGCCGUCCAGAAGACCUGCAGAUGGCUAACACUCUGAUAAAGAGCACACUACAAGAGGAGCAGGAGAAGGUGGAGAAAGAGAACAGACGUGUUAAUACCCUUCAGGAAGUGGAGAAGUGCACAUCGCAGCUUAAACUCCUCCUGAGCCAGCACCACACACAGCCCACUCCGGAGAUGCAGGAUCUGUAUGAGCGCUGUGAUAGGCUGAGAUCAAACCUUUUCCGAUUGGCCAGUGACACCGUGGACAACAAUGAGGCUUUAGCUGAGAUCCUGCGCAGGAAUGAUGAACUCACACAUGUGAUAACUCUGUACAGAGAGAAAACACAGAAACCACAAACGGAGACGGACACGACGCUGGUGAGUCCUGUGAAGUCGUAUCACCUGAUCGAUUUCUCAGUGCUGGGAGACGGCGUCCCCUGUGGCCAAGUGGAGCAGAGCACAACUCUACUGCAGGAUGAAGAACAGCAGAAAAUACAUGGGGCAGAUUCCAGCAGAGACACACUCAGUGUGAAAUCCUACCUCGAUGACCUGUUACAGUUGGAGGACACGGUGAACAUUAUGAGUGAAACAGGACAAAUGGAGAUGGCUUACAGAAAUGAAGACUACAUUACCCACAGUGCAUCAGUAUUAUCAGCAGCGAAGCUAGAGCUGCAGUCCAGAUCAGCUUCGAGCAACAAUCAGCCAGUCGCAUCAGGUGGUGUUCCUAAACCCUGCCCUGCUUCAUCCCUCGCUGACAUCACUGUCUCUCUGGACUCCGUUAAGCCCAGUCACAUUAAGCCUAUAACAGUGUUUAAUCAUCGUGGUGUCCAUGUCUCUCUGCACUUCACUAAAGAAGCUCCUCCGUCUCACCCUGAUGUUGCCGUCAUCAUCGUCUCUGCGGUUAACACUUCACCACUUCCUGUUUCUGACUUCCUCUUCCUGGCUGCCGUUCCCAAAAAUAUGUGUGUGAGGCUGCAGGCAGCUACAGGAAGCACACUGCCUCCAUACAGCCCUCUGCUGCCCCCUGCUGCCCUCUCUCAGAUACUGCUGCUCUCCAACCCACUCAGGAAGCCAGUGCGUCUGCGUUUCAGAGUGACUCUGAUUCUCGGACAGGAGCGACUGCAGCAGGAUGGGGACAUCGAUCAGUUCCCUCAGUGGAACUCUUGGAUUCACCUUUGACCUUUAACCCUUGGUCACAGUGACGCAGCAACCUGGACUAAGCAUAUGUGUGUGUUCAGACAAUAAGAUCAUCAGUACGCCAACAAACAUUGUGUUUAAACAAAUUGUGUAUUGAACAAACUGCUGGAAUAAAUCCCAAUAUGUGUGAUAUUGCCAGGUGUGUGUGUAUGUGAGGAUUAUGACACACCAGCACAGAUUAUUUAUUCAACACAUUGAUAGUUGUGUAUGUGUGCAUUUAGGAGUUACAUUUGACUUUCUGUUGCCAAAGUAUUCAUUGUUAAACAUUAUUGUGGUUGUUGUGUGUGUGUGUAUUUGCUGAAAUAAAGAAGAGAAACUUGAUCAAA
Molecule: messenger RNA, 2210 nt
Organism: Pangasianodon hypophthalmus (striped catfish)
Lineage: Eukaryota; Metazoa; Chordata; Actinopteri; Siluriformes; Pangasiidae
Product: ADP-ribosylation factor-binding protein GGA3
Exons: 17
Coding region: 154-1866 (570 amino acids)
Biological process (GO): intracellular protein transport; vesicle-mediated transport
Cellular component (GO): trans-Golgi network
Molecular function (GO): ubiquitin binding; small GTPase binding; phosphatidylinositol binding
Source: RefSeq, a predicted model, not a curated record